This is a messenger RNA of Dibothriocephalus latus, 708 nucleotides long. The record is from the annotation of a GenBank genome assembly. NCBI's taxonomy places the organism in Eukaryota, Metazoa, Platyhelminthes, Cestoda, Diphyllobothriidea, Diphyllobothriidae.
AUGUCAGUUAACGCCUUCAAAAUUACGUCAUGCUUGAAAGGUCGCGUUGGAAAUCGUGCGGGACAAGCGCAGGCAGGCUGCAACAUGGCGUACGCACUAGUCCGCUCCGGUGCCUUUCGAAAGGCCCGUUGGCAAUAUGCACUGGCGCGCGAAGCUGCCCGGGAUGCCAAGUGGCCAGCAGUUCAACUCCAAGCCGAGGAAGCUCUUGCUGCAAUGGAUUUCCAGGAGGAUCUGCCCCUCGAUGGAACAAAACACUUAAAGGCUGCACUCGCACUCUGUCCGUCAGCGGCCGCCAGCCAAGCCGGCUUAGAUCUCCUACAGGCCCAAAUUUCCUCCCUAGCUCGCCCCAAACGAGGAAAAACAGGUACUAAACGUUCUCUAAGCCGCAUGUCGACAAAUAGUACCAGAAAGCCAACCAGCAAAAUAUCGCUGACCAUCGCGGAACGUCCAGUACCUCGUUUCCCGGACCGAAAGCCCGUGGAAAGGGAGUGCUCCACACAGGCACCAGACUAUGAUGAAAACGGUAGACCUCCGAAGGAGAAGUUGCCACUGGUUUCACAAAUUCGAACCCAAGCGAUUCACCGAAUGAGUCUUCGGAGACCCAGCAAGGAUCCUCAACGCCUCAUAGCAAGCUUAUCGGAGGUCUACAAGGAUUGGCCGUCAGUUUCUCAGCACACUUUGGAAAAGUCCAGGUACGUAAACAUUUAA